CGCAGUAUAUUAAAAAGACGCCAUGCCCAAGCGCAAGCGCGACGAGGCGCGGGGCGGCGGCGAGGAGCGGGGCGCGUCGAGCCACCUGCUCGCGGCGAACAAGGACCUCGGGCAGAACUUUUUGAAGAACCCGGCCAUCGUCGACGCCAUCGUCGAGCGCGCGAAGCUCCAGCCGACGGACAGCGUGCUCGAGAUCGGCCCCGGCACGGGCAACCUCACGGUGAAGCUCCUCGCGCAGGCGAAGAAGCUCACGUGCGUCGAGUUCGACCGGCGCAUGGUCCGCGAGGUCGCCAAGCGCGUGGAGAACGACCCGCGCAAGCACCGCCUCGAGAUGGUCCACGGCGACGUGCUCAAGGUCGCGCUGCCCUACUUCGACGUCUGCGUCGCGAACCUGCCGUACAACAUCUCGUCGCCGUUCCUCUUCAAGCUCCUCGCGCACCGGCCCCACUUCCGGUCCGCGGUCAUCAUGUUCCAGGAGGAGUUCGCCCAGCGGCUGUCGGCGAAGCCCGGCGACGCGCUCUACUGCCGCCUCAGCGUGAACACGCAGCUCCUCGCCAAGGUCACGCAGCUCAUCAAGGUCGGCCGCAACAACUUCCGGCCGCCGCCCAAGGUCGACUCGCGCGUCGUCAAGAUCGAGGUGCGCAACCCGCCGCCGCCCGUCAACUUCGUCGAGUGGGACGGCCUCGUGAAGCUCUGCUUCAACCGCAAGAACAAGACGCUCCGGUCCACGUUCACGAACAAGAAGACGCUCGCGGAUCUCGAGACGUCCUGGAAGACGUUCCGGGCGCUGUCCAUGACCGACGCCGACGAGGCCGCGGACGCGCCGGACGUCAAGGCCCUCGUCGAGGCCAUCAUGGAGGACCCGCGCUUCAAGGACAAGCGCGCGGCGAAGAUGGACCUCGACGACUUCCUCGCGCUCCUCGUCGCCUUCAACGAGAAGGGCCUGCAUUUUAGCUCGUAACAGCGGGGUCCGGGCACG
Aureococcus anophagefferens is the source of this 979-nucleotide messenger RNA. RefSeq lists its product as hypothetical. Gene Ontology annotation, molecular function: rRNA (adenine-N6,N6-)-dimethyltransferase activity. Bases 23 to 961 code for a protein of 312 amino acids. The record is from RefSeq and is a predicted model, not a curated record. The transcript has a single exon. Gene Ontology annotation, cellular component: mitochondrial matrix. NCBI's taxonomy places the organism in Eukaryota, Pelagophyceae, Pelagomonadales, Pelagomonadaceae. Gene Ontology annotation, biological process: rRNA methylation.